GGUGCAGAUUCAGUUACAAACCCUGGGGCCCAUCCACUAUUUCUGACGGUUUGAAACCUCUUCUGGCACUGUUAUAUAACCAUACUUGCAGCCGAAAUAUAUCUCUAAUUUUCUGUAGAAUUAGCUUCAGAUGGCUCAUGAUAUGAUUAUGGUAUAUAAUAGUACAUGGUAUGGAACUAUAGCCUGUACUAUGGUAUAUACCAGUGUGGCUUGGUGAGUUUGAACCGAACACGUUUAGCACCAAUCCAAUAAUGCCAAAUAGGUAAACGCGUCACGUCGGGCGCAAAGCUGAUCAACGCCCGCCGUGGUCUGGUGCUAGCGAGAGGAAGGGAAGACGGAAGAACGCACCACGCCCCGUGGGAGACACCUCUAAAAAAAAAACCUCACCUGGCCAGUCUGACGCGUGCGCAUGGAGGAAGGAGAGAAAACAAAGGCAAGGCGAAAAUAGGACGAACUUUUUUCAGCAAGACCGACAAAAAGGGAAGAAGAGCGUAAAAAAGAGAAGCGAAACAAAACAGACGGCCACUGUAAGCCUUUCUGAUAAAAAAGAGGAAAGGAAACAACUGGUUAUUAAACUAUGGAGAACAGCAGGCGCCAUCUGGGUUUGGAGGAUCGGGAGCAAGAGGAACAUAAGAAACCGGAAAAAGGCGGAAUGAUCGCCGGAAUGUUCCGGAGGUCCCCAAAGCCGGCCGAUCGCUCUCUGGCUGAACAGGACAGUCUGUCUGCACGCAAGGGACUCUCAGCCGGCAAUGACAAACUCUCAGCCAGCAACGACGAUCUGUUAGACAUCGGCGCAAAGGAAAAAGGAGGAAUGAUCGCCGGAAUGUUCCGGAGGUCCCCUAAACCGGCCGAUCGCCCUCUGGCUGAACAGGACAGUCUGUCUGCACGCAAGGGACUCUCAGCCAGCAAUGACAAACUCUCAGCCAGCAACGACGAUCUGUUAGACAUCGGCACAAAGGAGAAAGGGGGAAUGUUCAGUGGAAUGUUCAAAUCCAAAACCUCCAAACAUUCUAAAGAUCCCACAGCUGCACAGGACAAUCUAUCUACACACAGUGAGCUCACAGCCAGCAACGACAGUCUGUCUGAGAACAACAACACAAAGGAGAAAGGAGGAAUGUUCAGUGGAAUGUUCAAAUCCAAAACCUCCAAACAUUCUAAAGAUCCUGCACAGGACAAUAUAUCUUCACACAGCGGACUCUCAGCCAGCAACGACAGUCUGUCUGACAACAACGACACAAAGGAAAAAGGAGGAAUGUUCAGUGGAAUGUUCAAAUCCAAAUCUCCAAAACAUUCUAAAGAUGCACAGGAUAAUGUUUCGAUGCACCCUGAACUCUCAGCUAGCUACGACAGUCUCUCUGACAUCGGCAACACUAAGGAAAAAGGAGAAGGAAGUAGAAGAGUCCCCCCUAAGCCUGCUCCGCGCCCCAGACCUGUACAGGAUAGUAUGUCUUUACACAGUGAUCUGUCACUCAGCUGUGAGGAUCUGACUGAGAGCUCUAAGCCUGGGAUCAUGGGGAAGAUCCGGAGGAACCCGUUCCGUUCCGUUGCCCAGGACAGGGACAAGGACAGGGAUAAAUCUGAGCCUGAGCUAGACUCUCCCGAAAGUUCUCCACCCACAGCUCGCCGGUCCAAAACCAAACAGAACGGAGUGAUGAACGGCAUUUUGAAGAAUCCCUUCCGUUCAGGGCAUCAGGAGAAGGAGCAGGACUCUGAUUCUGAAGAGAAGGCCACCGGCACGGAACAUCAACCAAAACACAAGCCUAAUGCUGUGGUUGGAGCCAUUUCCAAACUCAACCCAUUCCGCUCUGCUUCCAAAGAGAGUGAUCAGAAACCUAUGGACCCCCCCCCUGCCUAUGAGAAUAUGCUCUGUACAAACCAGGAGAGUGAGCCAAAAGCUGACUUAUAUCCCCCUACCUAUGAGGAUGUGGUCGUCAUGAACCAGACGAGUGAUUACGAUCUUCAGGAACCACCCCCCAUCUAUGAGGAUGUGAUCCCCAUGGACCAGGGAGCCUCAGAGAGAGCGGUGGAAGCCCCCAGAGCCAGAGUGCCAAAGAAAGGGAAAAAAGCCAGGAAUCCCUUUCUACCAGCCAAAGGAACCAAGGUAGUGUGUGUGUGGCGUGCCAGAAUACGGAGGGAGCCCAGGGCUGGAGACUCCUCUGUGGACCCAAAACCUGCAGAGGGCGGUGAGAAGGGGAAGCCCUGGAGUUCCAGGCCGGACGACCAUGGUGGAGUACAACCAGAGAUGACCAGAGAGGAAGAGGAGGAGGAGGAGGAGGAGGACGGUGAUGGCCUGAUGGAGUGGUGGAACACCGUGGAACAGUGGGAUGACACACCGGAGGAUGAGGAUUUGACUGAGAAAGAAGAGGCCAAGGCCUUCGCGGUGACGGCGGAUAAGGUGCAGAAGGCGAUCCGCGUCUUCAACAAGCUCUUCACCGAGCGAGCGGAGGGCCUGUGGCAGCACGUCAUCGACCUGCGCACCAUCGCCGACGGCAUCGACACCUUCAACAAGAAGACCAAGAUCGCCGCCAUCACCGGCGGCUCCACCAGCGCCUUGGGCGGCGUGGCGACCAUCACCGGCCUGGCCCUGGCCCCCGUCACCAUGGGAACCUCGCUGAUCGUCACGGCGGUGGGCCUGGCCGUGGCCACGGCCGGCGGGCUGACCUCGGCCUCCGCCAGCAUCUCCAACACCGUCAACAACUCCCUGGACCGCAAGAAGGUGGAGAAGAUCGUGGAGGACUACCAGGCCAAGAUGGCUGACAUCAGCAAGUGCAUGAAGUUCAUCAAGCAGGGGAUCGAGAACCUGCGCAAGUACGACGUGGUGAAGAUGAAGAACCACGCCUACAACCAGGACUUCCCCGUGCUCACCAACAUCUACGAGGACGGCGCCAUGGCCAGCAAGGCGCUCCUCAUCAACACCGGCGAGAUCAUGCGCGUGGUGCAGAUCGCCAACGUGGCGGGGAGCACGGCCGCCCGGGCCGUGCAGAUCGCCAGCCUGGCCACCGGCGUCCUCACCGGCCUCUUCGUGGGCAUGGACAUCUACUUCGUGGCCAAAGACUCCCGCGAGCUCAAGAAGGGGGCCAAGACCGAGUUCGCCGCCAAGAUCCGGGAGGUGGCGGAGCAGCUGCACGAGGGGCUGGUGGAGCUCAACACCAUCAGGGAAGAGCUGCAGGAGGCCAGCAGAAACAGCAUAAUCUGAACUCCCGUUUCCCGCAACCCCCCCCCCUUCUGCUGAAUCUUAACUCAGUUUCCCCGCAACCCUCUUCCGCAGGGAUCUGAACUCAAGUUUCCCACAAACCUCUUCUGCCGGAAUCUGAACUCCGUUUCCCACAAACCUCUUCUGCCGGAAUCUGAACUCCGUUUCCCACAAACCUCUUCUGCAAUUCAAUUAUGCUUUCUCGUAGUCUCACAUCCUCCUUAACUCUCUUUCUCACAGUUAAUCCUCUGCCCUCGUGUAAACUUUUUAUGAUAUAUUUUUUUUUACUACAAUACUCUGCUGCUAUCUGAAUCUCUGCCAUUGCCCCUAUAGUACUGCCAUUGCCCCUAUAGUACUGCCAUUGCCCUUGGCACUGGCCUCAGUACUGGAGUUUGGUCCCCAGGUGCAACACUGUGGCUGCUCACUGCCCCUAAGUAACUAGAACGGGUUAAAUGCAGAGGACAAAUUACCCCACGGGGUUCAAUACAGUAUAUCUCAUCUUAUCUACCAUUUCCAGUAAUCCUUUUCUAACCAUCCUGUGAAUACAUCACCCUUUGCUGCUUUGUUUUUAAUGGGGGUGCAAAGUACCAUAGAAUGUCUGAAAGGGGGCUGAUGGGAAGUGGUGUCCAGAGGUUGUAAAACUCUGGACCUCACCUCCCACAAUGCUUUGUGUUUAAGGUUUUGUGAUAAUCUGAAUGCUGGAUGCAGUUUUGGGUUGGGUGAGGGUGUUUCCUCUCUCUGAACUAUGCAGUUUUGAACUAUGUAUUUGAGCAACACUAAUGAAUUUAAAGCAUAAUAUCGCCUGUUCCUGUAGUAAGGAGCGACAUGUAUGAAUGUAGUAAUUUUAUGGCUAUUUCUUUACAAUGUUUUCCUUUACUAUGUAAAUUGACUUGGGUCUUACCUAGUUUCACUGAUAUUCGGGAAGGGGAUUGAUUAUUUUUCAUUUUGCUGUUGUGAAUUUUCAUCACAUUUUCAGGACAUGCAACUUAAAAAUCCUGUAAACUUUCAUUUUGUUUGAAUACAUUUUGCACAUGUUUUAUAGUUCAUAUUUUUUAAAACUGGUUGAUGAUUGCAUCAAGUUUUUUUUUUUUCUUUGUUUUUUCCUUUUUUUUUUUUCUUCCUUGUUGAGAGAACUGGAAUUCAGUUGGUUCAGAAGAGAUGGUUCACAAACCCUUCAAAAUGUAACCUUUUUUUUAUUUACUUAAAAUUCUGCAGGGUUUCAGUAAUUGUAAAAAUAUUUUGCUGACAUUUUAGCACAGUUUGGCUUCUGUGAAUCCUGUGGACGAUGAUCUGUUUCUCUCAGGGUUUCAGAGUUCCCCCUGCUGGCAUUUACAUCCCACGUGUCGGCCGAACACGGGCUAGCAUCAACAGUUCCGAACAAAUACACUACAUUCCUGAACUUUGUGUUUGAUCAAACUCAAAAGUAGGCUAUGCAGUAAUGCUGUAGGUACCUGGAGACUACGGCUAUUAGCUCUAUUCAGUGUGGCCACUUUGGGCAAGUCCUCAUUUUUGCACACUGGUUUAAAUCUUGUAUUUAUUUUUUAACUCUGUUUUAACAUUAAAUUAUAUCUUCUGUAUAGAUGAGACUUCUGUAGUCGGUUUUAAAUAUCAAGUUAUUAAAGAUUAAAGUAUGCAUAGUGUUUAAAUGACUGCAAUAAAGUGUUCAUAUUCUUUACAAAA
Molecule: messenger RNA, 4873 nt
Organism: Conger conger (European conger)
Lineage: Eukaryota; Metazoa; Chordata; Actinopteri; Anguilliformes; Congridae
Exons: 30
Coding region: 578-3196 (872 amino acids)
Biological process (GO): lipid transport; lipoprotein metabolic process
Cellular component (GO): extracellular region; membrane
Molecular function (GO): lipid binding
Source: RefSeq, a predicted model, not a curated record